AGCUGAAGAACCAAUGGCAAAUCUUUCUACUGGGUAAUCCAAGAUCAGUUACUACAAAUCUACUAAGUGGGUUUUUUGCUCAAUAAUGAGCGUUCCCAGUAUUGAAUAUUAUUAAGAUGAACAUGGAUUGACGUGUUGUACAUUUUUAAAUAAGUUUCUUAAAAUUUAGUUCUAAAGUAAUGUUUGUAAAGUAUAAGGAAGAUGGAUAAAUAUCUUGUGUGGUGUAUUUUUGGAGUUUUAAUGUGUAACACUGCACAUUGUAGCAAUGUUACCAUUACAUCAAGAACUGUUACAUCCUACUUGGAACAGUACAAAUCAUAUAAAGAUAUAAUUAUGAUUCAUUUAAAAAUUCCUCAAGAUACCUUAUUUGCAUCAUUUAAGUUUUUGGCUGAGGAAACUAGGAUGUCAAUUUUUCCAUGCAAGACAAGGAAUGUUUCCUUAUAUUUAAAACAUGGAUCUCCUCCAGUUAUAAAUCCCGACGGUUCCCCUCUCCCAAAAACCUUCAAGAAUAUAACAAGAUGUGCUAUGUACAGCACUGAAAUACAAACAAAUAAAAAGGAACAAUUUAUAAAUAUGACAUCACCAGAUCCCGGUUCAUAUUUUGUGGUGGCAUUUUUGGCCUAUCAAGAUCCUAAGUAUAAUGCCAUUAGUCAACAAGGCCUACGCGCUGAUUGUUACUCAAAUGUCGAAGCUUCUCUUUUCGUCAGCAAGGUUGACAACCCUUUGAUCAUUGUAGAUGAUAAUUUGUACCAGUUAAUCGGUCAUCCAAACGAAAGCAGGUAUUUCAAAUUUUUCGUUACAAACUUGAAUGACCAGGCUGUAUUACGGAUCAACAAUAUAAUAUUCCCAGACACUGCUGAUAGAUUGUUGGUAAGAAUAGAGGCAAAUAAACCUCCUUCGGCGGAGGUUCAUCAUAAACAAGAAUUUGUAUAUUCUACGAACAAUUCCGGAACAAUAUUCUUUUCUACCAGUCCUGAUUCGUGGCACUAUAUCGAAUACAAAUUUGAAGGAGAGAAUGAAGAUAUUUCUAUGGGAAAUUUCACUUUUCAACUUAAAUAUAUCUCUAAUGAAUUACCAGAAGAUUCCACAUACUUUGAUGUGCUACAAAACGAAACAUACUUCAAUAAUUCAUUUUCAAAAACUUUUCACAAUUAUAAGAUAACAGAUUUGGUUCCUUACAAACAUUACGAAUUGAUCAGAGAAGCUACAUCUGAAACAUUCCUAUUUUCUUUUGAGUUGGAACAAGAGAUAGAGUCAAAGCUAGCAGUCCCGAUCAAUAUGACUAGCUCUCAUUUUUCACUUAUGAAAUUUAGAAUUCGAGAAGGUACAGACGUGGGAGGAACUUUACAGUUUAUUUUAGCUUUUAAGCCUAGAGUUUUAAAAAAACAAUACCUAGCGUUUACAAGCGAACCAGAAAAUCAUGUGAUAGUAGCUUGUAUACGAAGAGGAGCCAUCGAAGUUCCUACUUGGCCAAAUAAAUGUAGUUAUAACGGUAUAGAAAAUCAGUCCCAAUUAAUUUUGAAUAAGACAACGGAGAACUCCACUAUUUUGGUACCAUACCCUGAAAGUGGAGUUUGGUACGCAACAUUUAAACUAUUUUGCGGUGAAUGUAUACCUUGUCAUUGUCCAGCACCGUGCCAAGAACGGUAUGAACAAUGUGUUAUAGAUUGUGAGCUCUCUUGUGAUGGAUCCGGAGAAUGUCAGCAGUGUACUACAAAUUGCAGUGAAAAUGUCAUACAGGAUACAGAAUGUGCUGGUUGCGAUUGUGAUGGACCAUGUUUAAAGAGCAACGUAACUUGUAAUACUAGCCUUAUAUUCGACAUUGGAUCUCAUCCUUGCAUUUUUGGCCAGUGCUCUAGAAACGGAAGAUGUAUGUUUGUAGUUUCUGAUGGAGUGGUAUUUUCGACUUGUGCCUGUAUGAAUAAGUAUAGAGGUUGGGAUUGUUCUGACAAUUCUCAAGCGACUCCCUACUAUAUGGUAGUAAUUGAACUUUUACUAUUAGUAUUGAGCAAUUUAAUCUUUCUACCAGCAGUUUAUAUAGCCUAUAGAAGGAAAUACUACAUCGAAGCACUCACCUAUUUCUUUAUCUGUUUCUUUUCUACGUUCUACCACGCCUGUGAUGCGGGAGAGAAUUUGAUCAACUUCUGCCUGGUUCGUCUCUCAGCUCUACAGUUCGGAGAUUUCUUCUGCGCCAUCUUAGCCAUAUGGGUAACACUCAUCGCUAUAGCAGACCUACCGCAGUUACUCACCUCUGUGUGCCAUAUGGUGGGAGCUAUAGUACUAGCGUUUUGUACUACCAUUAACAAGACUUCUUUAUGGGUUUUCGGUUUACCCGUUAUUACAGGUUUGUUGAUAGUAGUUGUCAGUUGGAUCUUGAAGUACCGCAAAGUAAAACAGAGAUUUGCCAAUAGAAAUUACUUGUAUUAUAAGAUACCGAUCGGUGUAACCGUUGUCACAGUAGGCUUAGUUUGUUACGCUUUUUUACAGACGGAGGAUAACUACAAGUAUCUCCAUAGUUUGUGGCACGUCUUGAUGGCUGUGGCUUUAAUAAUAAUAUUACCCAAACCGAAUACAUUCCUGCCUGAAGUGAUUCUUUAA
Molecule: messenger RNA, 2598 nt
Organism: Diabrotica balteata
Lineage: Eukaryota; Metazoa; Arthropoda; Insecta; Coleoptera; Chrysomelidae
Source: the annotation of a GenBank genome assembly